This is a messenger RNA of Caenorhabditis briggsae, 1320 nucleotides long. Gene Ontology annotation, cellular component: membrane. Bases 1 to 1320 code for a protein of 439 amino acids. NCBI's taxonomy places the organism in Eukaryota, Metazoa, Nematoda, Chromadorea, Rhabditida, Rhabditidae. Gene Ontology annotation, molecular function: hexose transmembrane transporter activity. The transcript is spliced from 6 exons. The record is from RefSeq and is a predicted model, not a curated record. Gene Ontology annotation, biological process: monosaccharide transmembrane transport.
AUGGCAAAUUUCCCUUUUUGGCGCAUCAAACAACUCUUGAUUUUUCUCCUUAUUGCGCUUGCUGCCAAUUUCAAUUAUGGAUUCUCUUCAACAUAUCUUAAUACGUCGGUGGACGAGUUUAAGAUCUUCCUGAAUAGUUCUUACUCUCGACGCGGUCAAGUUCUAACUGAAAUAGCAUUUCUGGUGGGAAACUUUUUUGCAUUUCUGGCUUCCAUUCUUCAAUGUCUAGCAAUUCUAUGGUAUUGUCCAGAACUUUUGAUAGCUUCUCGGUUUAUAACAUCGAUAUGUAUGGCUAUAAGUUAUCAGUCGUGUAUUCUGUUUUUGCAGGAAUGCUCGCCUACUAAUCUCCGUGGAAGUUUUUCAUUCCUUUCUGAAGUCUCCUAUUCCUCUAUGACUAUGGUCGGAAGCUUCCUUGGCCAGGAAUACAUUCUCGGAUUACAUCUAUUCUGGCUCUGUUUCUUCCCUGUACCCUUUUGCCUUCUAUUCACUUUAACCCUAUUUUUGCUUCCGGAAACCCCAAAAUUCUUAUUGAUUUCUAAAGAUUUCGAAGAGAAAGCGAUGAAAUCUGUGGAAUAUUACCACGGCGUGGAUUCAGAUGCCAAGCAAGUUUUAGAGGAUAUCCGGAUUGAAGCAAACUGUGAAUCAAGUGAUUCAGAAAGCUCUACAACUUUCCAAAAACUCAAAGACUUAUUCAUUGAGCCACAUCUCCGGAGAGCCUUAAUUCUGAGCAUAGCAGCGCUGGCCAAUACUAUCGGCUUGUGGACAAUGCUCUUAUCCUCUACAACUUUUUUAGAAGAUGCCAAUGUGGAAUCGCACAUCGCAGAAUGGAGUUCAACGGCGAUGAGUUUGGCAUAUGUAUUUGGAACAAUAACCGGCGGAUUUGUUAUUGAAAGAUUCGGCCGCCGAAAACUUCUUCUAACCUUCACUUUACUCAACAAUCUGGCACUUUUAGCAUUUAUAUUUUUUGCGAAAAUCCAUAAUAUCAUAGACCCGCUGAAGUAUGGAUGUAUUGGAGCGUUAAUAGCAUAUGGGUACACUUAUGGAACUGGUGUUGGUCCCAUCUCAUGGUUCAUUUCUUCUGAACUGGUCCCUCAGAAACAUCGAAGUAUCGCUCAAUCGGUUGCUGGCGCCACUGACACUAUAAUGGUCACAGUUAGCACGUUGGCAGUACUUCCAUUAUAUGAUGUAAUAGGAAGUUAUGGAUUUUUGAUUCUAUAUUCUAUUCCGUCAUCCAUAAGUAUGAUUUUUCUGUUUCGAUAUCUUCCAGAAACCAAAGGAAGAGAGAUUCAUGAUAUUGUGAAUGAGUUGAAGAAUAAAUAA